GGCGCUCCGGCAGCUUGUGGGCCAGAUCCAGGAGCUCUGGGACCUCUAUGGCUCCUCAACCGCGCUCCGUCAGAGAUGGUGUUUACUUGAUCUUGGUCAUAGCUCUAUGGAAGACAACUAUUAUGGUCUCAUAAUGAAAGGAAAAUCUGAGAUCUUAACUACAAUUGAACCUAACAAGCCUCCUCCAACCAAAAAACCUCGGAGAGACAAGAAUCGUAGGAAAUUGCUUACUUCUCUGAGUUCAACUGAGAAAAUGGACCAACUGACUUGGAAGGAGUUACCGGAAGAUCUUCUUGAAGCUGUAAUUGCGAGACUUCCUGUAGCAGCGUUUUUCCGCUUCCGUUCAGUGUGCAAAAAGUGGAACUCUCUGCUCACUUCCAACAGUUUCUCCGAGCAUUAUUCAGAGAUUCAACCAUCAUGUCCUUGGUUCUACACAAUUACUCAUGAAAAUAUUAACAGCGGGGCGAUGUAUGAUCCUUCUUCCCGAAAAUGGCAUCAUCCAUCCAUUCCUUUCUUUCCUUCAAAGAUGAUUGUUCUUCCAGUGGCUUCAGCUGGUGGUCUUGUUUGUUUCUUGGACAUUGGCAACAGGAACUUCUACGCCUGCAACCCCCUUACCAACUCAUUCAAAGAACUCCCCCCAAGGUCUGAGCGGGUUUGGUCACGCAUAGCAGUAGGAAUGGUCCUCAAUGGAAAUGCUAUUGGUGAUGGUUAUAAGAUAGUAUGGUUAGGAUGCAAUGGGGUCUACGAUGUCUAUGAUUCAAUACAGAAUAGUUGGUCUCAUCCUGGAAGUUUACCACCUAAUAUCAAGCUUCCUCUAUACUUAAAUUUCAGGUCUCAAGUUGUAGCUAUUGGUACUGUACUCUUCUUCAUGAGAGGCAACCCGGAUGGAAUCUUGUCCUAUGAUGUAGCCUCUGGUGUCUGGAAGCAGUUCCUUAUACCAUCACCAAUGCAUUUGACUGAUCUCACACUUGCUCAGUGCGCAGGUAAGGUCAUGCUGGUGGGGCUGCUGUCCAAAAAUGCUGCAGCAUGCGUAUGUGUGUGGGAGUUGCAGAGAAUGACUCUUUUGUGGAAGGAGGUCGACAGAAUGCCAAAUGUGUGGUGCUUGGAGUUUUAUGGGAAGCACGUAAGAAUGACUUGCUUGGGCAACCAAGGGUUGCUCAUGCUGUCAUUGAGGUCAAGAAGGAUGAAUCGAUUGAUUACUUAUGAUGUGAUGAGAAGGGAGUGGCAGAAGGUGCCAGACUGCACUCUACCUCAUGGUCGGAGAAGACAGCGAAUUGCAUGUGGUACGGCAUUCCAUCCGUGUGCCACUGCUUUCGCCUGAAAGAUCAAACUUACCUACGGGAAAGAUGCAGGUAAAUGUUGGCUGAUGGUUCAGAAGGAAAUAGAGAGGUGUGUUGGUGUCCGAUUGGAAUUAAAUACUAAUUACGUUGGAAUAUAAUCUUAUGGAGUUUGAGAAUAUAUUAUAAUUGAAGACAGUGGAGUCCUGUGACAUAUUUCUCCAACUUCCUUGAGUCUGUGAUGCUAAUAUUUGAAUCAUUGAUGAUGAUGUCAGGACUUGUGAGUGGCUGUGAACAUGAUGGUUUGUUUAACUAUAACAACACCUUACGGUCUGAUUUCCUUGCUAAUUGAAACCAUGGACUCGAUAAUGCUUCGUUGACGAAAUAGAGCUUCAACUGAAGAAAUGCAUGAACAUAUGAUGAACGUAAUGUGUUUGUGUGUGCGUGAUAUAAGAAUAUUAGAGAAAUAUUUGUGAGAAAGAUUGAGCAAUUCAAGUUUAACUACUGGAUGUCUUAUAAGCCAGCAUAAUCCCUGCUUGAAUGUUUCAAACUUUCAAUACUAUUUUGAAGACACCGUGAAAUCAAGAUUUGAAGUAUGUUUCCUUUUUCUUGGAUUAAUAUUUCUUGGAUGCAUCAUAAAUGACAAAUCACCUGUUAUUUUUAUUUUUCUGGAUUAUGAAUCCAUUUUUGAUUUCUGUCUGC
Molecule: messenger RNA, 1979 nt
Organism: Asparagus officinalis (garden asparagus)
Lineage: Eukaryota; Viridiplantae; Streptophyta; Magnoliopsida; Asparagales; Asparagaceae
Product: F-box only protein 6-like
Exons: 3
Coding region: 107-1321 (404 amino acids)
Molecular function (GO): protein binding
Source: RefSeq, a predicted model, not a curated record